AUGAGCACCUACAACCCUCCCACACUCCUGCAGCUGGCACUGGAGGGAGUGCUGAGGAAGGAGUCCAUAGACUUCUCUGAUCUGGAGUACCUGCCCAUUACGCUCUUUCCACCACUCUUCAAAGAGGCCUUCAGUGGUGGACGCGCAGAGAUAGUGAAGGCAAUGGUGGCAGCCUGCCAUAGUAGGAUGAGCUUUUAUGUGGCUUUCCUACAGAUACUAGAUAUGGAAGGGAUACAAGUCAAGAGCAACUGGAUGGAGGGAAGCAGGGCAUGUUUCCAGAUGCAGCUCAUGCAAAGAAGGAAGCUUCAAGUCCUGGACCUGAGAGAAGUGGACCAGGAUUUCUGGGAUGUAUGGGCUGGAAAAAAGGAUGGAGUCCACUCAGCAAAGAAAGGGAGAAAGAAGCAAGUUUCAAAGCACGUUCCUAAAUAUGCACUGAGGAGGCGUUUGAAGGUGGUCACUGACCUGGGCCUCUGCUUCUCUCUGAACGAACACCAAACAUGCCUUCUACAAUGGGCCAAGCAGAGAAAAGAGUCUUUGAGGCUAUGCUGUCUGAAGAUGAAGAUUUUUGCCUUCCCAGUGGAGAUUGUUAAAGAGAUCUUCACCAUUUUUCAGCCAAACUAUAUUGAGGAAUUGGAAAUAUACACAAAUCAGGUCCUAUCCUUUCUAGGUUGCUUUGCCCCUUGCUUUGGCCAGAUGAGAAGUCUUCUCAGAUUCCAUCUAUGUCAAAUGUACUUGAUCUCAGGUAAUGGUGUGAUUAGAUUUGCAGAGGUAAAAAAAUGCGCUGCCAAAUUCCUUUCUCAAUUCUCCAAACUCAAGUGUCUCCAGCAUCUCGCCAUGAAUGGUGACUACUUUUCCAGUGACCACUUGAAACAGUUGUUCAGAUGCCUGAAGACCCCCUUGGAGUCCUUGUCUGUGAAUCUCUGCCAACUCUCAAAGUCAGACUUGAAGCACAUGUCAGACUGUCAGAGGCUCUAUCAAUUGAAACACCUGCACUUCCGUGGUGUAGAGUUUUCCAAAUCGGGCUUCGAGAGUCUCCGAAUUCUCCUAGAGAAUGUAUCUGAAACUCUGAAGACCCUGAAGUUUGAGCACUGCAGGAUGAAGGACUCUCAGCUCAAAGUCGUCUUGCCUGCCCUGAGCCACUGCUCCCAGCUCACCAGGGUCAAUUUCUAUGGCAAUGACUUCUCCAGUCCUGUACUAAAGGACCUUCUACGAUGCAUGGCCAAUCUAAGCAAGUUGCAUGUAGAACAGUACCCGGCCUCUCUAGAGUGCUACGAUCACCGUCGUCAUGUUGUGGUAGAGCAAUUUGCCCAACUGUGUCCUGACCUCAUGGAUAUAGUUAUAGCCAAACGGCAGCCCAAGACAAUCAUCUUUGCUACAGAGAGCUGCCCUCGUUGUUUGAAGUGCUGCAUCUAUGACAGGAAGACCAGCCUUUGUCUUUGUUGGCAGUAA
Molecule: messenger RNA, 1449 nt
Organism: Mus pahari (shrew mouse)
Lineage: Eukaryota; Metazoa; Chordata; Mammalia; Rodentia; Muridae
Product: PRAME family member 8-like
Exons: 4
Coding region: 1-1449 (482 amino acids)
Biological process (GO): negative regulation of cell differentiation; negative regulation of DNA-templated transcription; negative regulation of apoptotic process
Cellular component (GO): cytoplasm
Source: RefSeq, a predicted model, not a curated record